GCCGUAUUACUCCGAGGCACUGGAGAAAGGCUACUUCUUGACCAACGCGAAUGGUAAAACCGAGACCAAGUUUCAGAAUGAAGUUGCUGGCGCUGUCGACUUCACCAAUCCUGAUGCAGUAUCCUGGUGGACGAACCGACUCUUGGCGCUUCGCAACGAGUCUGGUAUCGACGGAUUCGAGUUCACCGCUGGGGAGGUGGACUACCUGCCGCAGCCGGCCAACAUAGAGCCCAAGGAGGUCAGCCCGAUAGCCUACUCUGACGCAUUCGCGCAGACGAUCGCCCAGUUCGGCUCCAUGGUGUCGAUACAGACGGGUGUGGAGAGCCAGAAGCUGCCCAACUUCUUCCUCAUGGACAUCGUGCUAAACGCCUGGUCGGGCCACGGCGGCUACGACACGCACAUUCCCAAGCUGCUGCAGAUCAACCUGGUCGGACACCCCUUCGUGCUGCCGGAAAUGAUCGGCGGUUCAGUUCAGAACGGCAAGCCGGCAUCCAGCGAUCUGUUCCUGCGUUAGCUGGAAGCCACAGUCUUCAUGCCUGUUGUGAAAUUUUCCUACACGCCGUGGGACUACGACAACGAGACGCUGGAGAUCGCCCGCAACUUGACUGACCUGCACGCCAAGUACGCGCCGCGCAUCCUGGAGCUGAUGCAGAAGGCGGUGGAGGACGGCACGCCGGUCAACCUGCCCAUUUGGUGGCUCGACCCCACAGACUCCACGGCACAGACCAUCGACUCAGAGUUCCUUCUGGGCGAAGACAUCUUUGUGGCGCCGGUGAUCUACCACAAAAACACCGACCGAGACAUCUACCUGCCCAAGGGCAGCUGGCGGGACGAGGUGGACCCCGAGCACCCCACCAUAGAGGGCCCCACCUGGCUCCGCGACUACCCGGCGCCUCUCAACACGCUGCCCUACUUCACCAGGAUCACCUCAUCAUAGCCGUCACCGUCUGAAUCCCCGAUAUCAUCUUAGAUAUGAAGGCAAUGUUUGGAUAAUAACAACCACAGCCUUUUAAGAAUGUCACGUUGAAGCAUUACAGCUGGAAAAUUAUA
Messenger RNA from Schistocerca nitens (vagrant locust), 1050 nucleotides. Its product is annotated as myogenesis-regulating glycosidase-like. The coding region runs from base 533 to 937 and encodes 134 amino acids. The record is from RefSeq and is a predicted model, not a curated record. NCBI's taxonomy places the organism in Eukaryota, Metazoa, Arthropoda, Insecta, Orthoptera, Acrididae. The transcript is spliced from 4 exons.